This is a messenger RNA of Numida meleagris (helmeted guineafowl), 3886 nucleotides long. It is a transcript of the gene CD99L2, whose product is annotated as CD99 molecule like 2. The record is from RefSeq and is a predicted model, not a curated record. NCBI's taxonomy places the organism in Eukaryota, Metazoa, Chordata, Aves, Galliformes, Numididae.
GUCAUGGGGACGACCCAGGGGAACUCAACCUAGAAGAUGCCCUCAGCCCCAUACAGCCCACGCCCAAGAGACCCAGUAAGCCGGCCGGUGGGACGGGAGGAAGAGACUUCGACCUGGCCGAUUACUUCGACAGUCCUGUGGAGCCCACCAGCAGGCCGGCCAGGCCCACCGCCAGGCCCGUCCCGCGCCCAGGGAAGCCAGACAACGGCUUUUGGGACGUCAUCCGCACCACCACCACCAAGCGGCCAAAAACGACGCAGGCGCCCCGCAAGCAGAACCCAGGGAAGAAUCCUUUGGAUCUGGACUUGGCUGAUGCCCUUGGAGAUGGGGACGAUGCGAGGGGUGGCAGACAGCCGGGUGUGAGGCCGGAGGAAGGAUUUUCAGACAGUGACCUGGAAGGCAUCGUGGAUGACGGCUACAGACCUGACAAGAAGAAAGGAAACGGGGGCAACACUGACAGCCAAGAUAAACAGGUGGAGACGGGCACCAUCGCCGGCAUCGCCAGUGCCCUGGCCAUGGCGCUCGUGGGGGCCGUCUCCAGCUACAUCUCCUACCAGCAGAAGAAGUUCUGCUUCAGCAUCCAGCAGGGACUUAACGCCGAAUACGUGAAAGGGGAGAACAUGGAAGCUGUCGUAAGCGAGGAGCCCCAAGUUAAAUACUCAGUACUGGAAACACAGUCGGCAGAACCCCCGAAACACGACGGUACGAAGGCGUGAGGGCGCGGGCUCCCAUCCCGUCCUGCUGGGAAGGAACCUGGCGGCAGCAAGCACUGAGAUCUCACCCGCUUGUAAUUCAGCUAUUUAUUUCAUUUGAAUCCAAAGCUGUUUGAUGUGUACUUAGGCUUGAACUGGCUUCUUACUGCUCUAGGCUUUAGGGUUAGGAUGGCAGUAUGUGCUUAUUUUCUGUAACGAGAUCUGUUUACAUGGAAGGAGUGCUGUAGGUUUGACUGCGAGUUGUAUGCAAACCGGCAGCAGGUGCUGCAGCAGCGAUCCCGUGUCGGGUAAAGGACGAGGUCUUUUGCGAGUGCAGCUUACAGGUGUGAGGACAGCAAAGUGCCUGUCAGCAGCAACCCAAAGCAAAGCAGCCACCUCCCGCCCUCAGUCUCCCUGUGCCACAGGCCUGCCCUCACUGCCUGGGGCUGCUUCCUCCCCCCGCCCUCUCACACUGAUGCCAAGACGUGGGGACAGACACUUUCUGAUGCACUUUCCCAGAGCAAUGGGAAGUGAAGGGGAAGUGACUGCCUAGUGUAAAAGGAACUCCCUGUCCAUAUGUAGACCUGAAAUACGAUCAUUUUUUUAAAUGUUUUGCAAAUCCCAGAUUGUGUGAAUGUAUGUGGACUAACAAAAGCAUUUCAUUAGACUCAGAGCUGUCAGGCAGACAUGACUGCCACAAGGCCUUGCCGUGAUCCUUGAGAUCCCUUCCACCCCGAGCCAUUCUAGCACUCCACGAGCCUUCUGUCCCACAGCUCCCUUUGAAAGGAAAUGGCCUGGUCACGUUUUAAGUACUUUGCAACAGCCGCACCAUUCUUUUUGCUCUUAACACUUGCAUUUUUAAAGCCUUACACUAGCUCUAACAGAACAACUGCAGCGUUUUACAAGGGAAACAAGUUCUAAGGAUUUAUGGUGCCUCACGUAUUUAGAACACGUAGUCUACAAUACUGCUAUUAACUGUUGCUACUUCACUGUACAAAUGUUUGUGGAUUAGAAAAAAUAGUUCUCUAUCAAUCAGCUGUUCUGAGACUGUAAGUCGGCCUCUACUCCCGUGUAAUUAGCAACAGCAUGAGAGGGAACGGCCUCACUUUGUGCCACGGGAGGGUCAGGUUGGAUGCUAGGAGAUGGUUCUCCCAGAGAGUGGCCAGGUGCUGGGAUGGGCUGCACAGGGAGUGGUGGAGUCACCAGCCCUGGAGGUGUUCAGUAACUGGAGAUGCUGUGCUGAGGGACAUGGUUUAGUGGGAAAUAGUGGUGGUAGGGGGAUGGCUGGACUGGAUGAUGUUGCAGGUCUUUUCCAACCUUGGUGAUUCUACGGUUCUGUGACUCCAUGAUUCUAGGAAAGAUGCAGAAUACUCUCCACACGUUUGUGUACUCAAAGGUCAGAUUCUAAUGGGGGACAACGGUCAGAGAAUUCUGCUGGGCACAGGCAGGAGCGCCGAUGCCAGGGAAGCCAUGUCCCCGGGGUCACGCUGUGCUUCUCCCUUUCCCACACCAUCACCUGUCUUUUCUCUCUUAGCUGAAUGGAUUUGAAAGCUGUAGCAUGAAAAAUGUUUUUACAAAAUGAUUGUACCGAAGGUGUCGCAACGUGGCAUUGAUGAGCACUAGGAGUCGUUUUAGAUUAGACCAAGUGAACGUAAUUCCAUUUCUCUUUGCUGGUGUUGUCUGUGGAUGCAGAUUGUCAGCAUGUUCCCAUGGCCGUGCACAACCUGCAUGCCCAGGGGAUGGGGCAGGGGGAUGCUCAGAGUUGCCUACAGGCCGCAACACACGCUUACCCUCCUUUGGGAAAUGGUUACAGCAGGACGUGGAAGAAACACACGUGUAACUCACAAGUACUGCAGGUGAAAAACAGCCCCGUCAGAAUGCAGAAGCAGACAGCACUGAAGCUCCUUUCCCUAAGGCCUUUUAAAUGACUUUGGUGAAAACUUACGCCUUAAUGUAAUUUCAAGGUAUGUAGUAUAUGGAAAAAUAGAAACGUGCAGUGAAAGGGAUGACUUCUCCAGUAGUUUACAGUAACAAUUAAAAAACUCUCUGGGAUUUUGGAUGGGAAAAUAUUGACAAAUACUGACGUUAAGAAAUUAAACUCCGUCUUGUCUUCAAAACUGGACAGAAACCAAAGCCGUGCUGUGCUGAGGGCCAGCUGAGGCUCAGCCUGUUUCUGUGUGCAGCCGCUUCCUGCUCCGUCUGCCUGGCGCUGGGUGUGAGAUGCAGGGAGCUCAGCCCUCACACCUUCACUCCUUCAGGCAUUACAGCAAGGGAGAGCUCAGCUGUGUUUUCCUGGCAGUGAGGUGAGUGCUGAAAGAAGGGACGCAGCGCUCACCUCUGCAGCCACCUUCAUUUCAUUAGUAUCCAUUCACUUUACAUCGGGAUACGGAAUUUGUGAAAUUCUUUCUGUGUACACGGCCUGAACUUUCUCAUCCUGUAUUAGGCAGUGAAGCAGUGGAAUACUAGGAUGUUUUUUUUCCUGAGUCCCAAAGUACACAGACAGCUGACGUGAGAGCUUACGUGAGGUUGUGCUGUGGGCUCUUUUCUCAUGACACACCUUCAGCUUCAUGGAAGCUCUUUCUGCUGUAAUGGUUCAGAAAAGCUUUCACAAUUACAUAGAAAACACAACUGAAGGAACUUAACCAGCUCUUAUCCUCUUGUUUACCAAUUGCUUGCAUUUUCCUUUGGCAGUACGGUAGCAGGUUCCUCAUUUUAGAAUACUGUGUCAUUGAAUUCUUUGGUUUAGAAUACUCUGUUGUGAAUUUCAGAUUCUUUUUGUUGCUUUAAUAAACUCAGUCAUUUUCUCGCAGCCUCAUUAAGGAACCCCAAGCGCUGCACUGCCCUCAUUCACCUUCAUCUGUGGCGGUAACGGUGGCAUUACUCCGCCGUACCAUCUCAGAUUCUGAAAAAGCAAAAUGCUGAGGCGUGCUCAGGCCUCUACAUUUGGUUCUGCAAUAAAGGAAGUUCAGGAACAAAAGUCUUGUAAAAUUAGAGAGUCAUUUCUGGUGAGUGAAAUCCUUAUCUAAAAGCAAAGCAUACUGCUUACUGAUGCAGAAGCAAUCUAUACCAAAUGAAGGCUGAAUGUUCUGCUGUGAAAAGACUUAAUUUUGCUAACGUGCAUGUAAGGGUCAGUGGGGGGAAAAGAUCAGAAUCUGACGACCUUUGGAAAACAUUAAAACAAAUUGUCUACUAUG